AUAAAUAUAAUUCUAACCUUACUCACUAAUACAGCUCUAGCCUCCCUACUCAUGCUGAUCGCAUUCUGACUCCCCCAAUUAAAUACUUACUCAGAAAAAGCCAGCCCUUAUGAGUGUGGAUUUGAUCCUAUGGGAUCAGCACGCCUACCUUUCUCCAUAAAAUUCUUCUUAGUGGCCAUCACAUUUCUGUUAUUCGAUCUAGAAAUCGCACUUCUUCUACCUCUCCCGUGAGCAUCACACGCGAAUAAUAUAACUACCGUACUCACCACAGCACUCAUGCUAAUUUCUCUUCUAGCUGCAAGCCUGGCCUAUGAGUGAGCCGAAAAAGGACUUGAGUGAACAGAAU
Molecule: messenger RNA, 346 nt
Organism: Odobenus rosmarus divergens (Pacific walrus)
Lineage: Eukaryota; Metazoa; Chordata; Mammalia; Carnivora; Odobenidae
Source: the annotation of a RefSeq genome assembly